Erythranthe guttata (spotted monkey flower) is the source of this 3524-nucleotide messenger RNA. Its product is annotated as glutamate receptor 3.4. Gene Ontology annotation, cellular component: membrane. The record is from RefSeq and is a predicted model, not a curated record. Lineage: Eukaryota; Viridiplantae; Streptophyta; Magnoliopsida; Lamiales; Phrymaceae. Gene Ontology annotation, molecular function: ligand-gated monoatomic ion channel activity; G protein-coupled receptor activity. Gene Ontology annotation, biological process: G protein-coupled receptor signaling pathway.
GUAUUAUUUGUUACCAAUGAGGAAACUUCCUGUGUCCAGUCCUUACCACCCACGUUUUAAAUAUAUUCUCAAGAACUCCAAAUUUUCGUACAAUCCCAUUUCCACUACUACUAUUCUUCCUUCAUUUUCUUUAUUUAUUAAUUAAUUUAUUUAUUUAAUUAAGGAUGUUGAUUUAACUACUUUUCCCCCUUCACUAUCUAUAUUAGCAAUCAAUUUUUAUACACCUUCCAAGUUGAUUCUUUUUUUGUCUUAUUAAUUUUCUUGAAAGUUUUCUUAUUUUUCUGUGGUGUGUGUAUCUUUUCUUGUUUUAAAACAAAAAACCCUCAAUUUUUUCAGAAUUGAUGCCCUUAACUCGACUCAAACUGCUGUCUUUAUCCAUGUCUGUAAUAAGAAUCCCACUCACAGUCACCAGAAUGAUUUAAUUAAUCUUUCUCCAAAAAAAAGAAAAGAAAAAAGAAACUGGGGAUUAAUUAAAUAAUGAAGAGGGUUUUGGUGGUGUUGUUUAUUUGUUGUUUCGAUUUAUGCAGCAGUGCAGUUUCAGAGAGGGAAAGUGUGGUGAAUGUUGGUGCUUUGUUCACUUCAAAUUCAGCUAUUGGAAUGUCUGUGGGCCCAGCUAUUCUUUCCGCCAUUGAUGACGUCAAUAACGAUGCUUCAAUCCUCCUCAACACUAACAUUAAUCUCAUCUUGCUUGACACUAAUUGCAGUGGCUUUCUUGGCACUGUUGAAGCAAUGCAGCUAAUGGGGAACAAAGUAGUAGCUGCACUGGGCCCACAGUCGUCGGGAAUAGCGCACGUGAUCUCGCAUGUCUCGAACGAACUCCACAUCCCUCUUCUAUCAUUCGCAACGGACCCCACUCUCUCCUCUCUCCAGUACCCUUACUUCCUCCGUACAACCACCUCCGAUUAUUUCCAAAUGCAGGCGGUUGCGGAUCUCAUCCAAUAUUUCGGUUGGAAAGACUUAGUCUCCAUUUUCGUGGACGACGAUUACGGAAGAAACGGCGUUUCUGUGUUAGGCGACGCCUUGUCCAAGAAACGUGCCAAGAUCUCUUACAAGGCGGCAUUUACUCCGGAAGCUUCUAGAAGCGACAUCGACAACUUGUUGGUACGUGUCAACCUGUUGGAAUCUCGUGUUUAUGUUGUGCACGUGAAUCCAGAUUCGGGUCUCGAUAUCUUUUCGGCUGCAAAGAGGCUUGGUAUGAUGGGCAAAGGCUACGUUUGGAUUGCAACCGAUUGGCUUCCGACUCUUCUAGAUUCUUCCGGAACAAUCGAUCCCGAAAAGGCAGAUCUUCUCCAGGGUGUUAUUGCGCUCCGCCGGUACACUCCCGAAUCUGAGCUCAAAACAAGAUUUACUAAUCGCUGGAGAAAUAUGAAAAACAAACGGACCUUAAAGUUCAAUUCGUAUGCUCUGUACGCAUAUGAUUCCGUGUGGUUGCUUGCGCGGGCAAUCGAUGCUUUCUUGAAUCAAAAUGGGAAUAUAAUAAGUUUCUCCGAUGACCCAUUAUUGAAAGAUACCAAGGGUAGCGCCCUCAAUUUGACAUCUCUCAGAAUUUUCGAUCAAGGCCAAAAGUUGCUUGAGAUACUCACUGCAACAAACUUCACAGGACUAACUGGAGAGAUUCGGUUCGAUUCUGACAAGAACUUGAUUCAUCCGGCUUUUGAUAUUCUUAACAUUGUCGGAACAGGAUCCCGGACGCUAGGCUAUUGGUCAAAUUACUCUGUUCUAUCGACUGUUCCUCCAGAAAAAUUGUACUCAAAGCCAAUAAACGACACGUUUAACAGUAGUAGUAAUAAUCCUCAGCAGCAGCAGCAGCUCUAUAGUGUGGUAUGGCCCGGGGAAAAUACGGUGAAGCCUAGAGGAUGGGUGUUUCCGAAUAACGGGAGGCCUUUACAGAUUGCGGUGCCUUACAGAGUUACUUAUCCGGAUUUUGUGACGAAAGAUAAAGGGCCGUUGGGUGCAAAAGGAUAUUGCAUUGAUGUAUUCGAAGCUGCCGUUGAGUUGUUGCCUUAUCCUGUUCCUCACCGAUAUAUUUUGUACGGAGAUGGCAAAAGAAAUCCUUCUUUCGGUAAUCUUGUCAACGACGUCGCACAAAAUAAAUAUGAUGCGGCGGUGGGAGAUGUAACUAUAACGACGAACAGAACGAGGAUUGUGGACUUUACGCAGCCGUUUAUGGAAUCGGGCUUAGUUGUGGUCGCUGCUGUGAAGCAGAUCAAGUCCCAUCCGUGGUCGUUUCUUAUGCCGUUUACUUGGCAGAUGUGGGCUGUGACAGGUGUCUUCUUUCUAUUCGUCGGAAGUGUCGUUUGGAUUCUCGAGCAUAGAAUGAAUACCGAGUUCCGUGGGCCUCCGAGGAAACAACUGAUUACUGUCUUUUGGUUUAGUCUGUCAACAAUGUUUUUCGCACACAGAGAAAACACAGUGAGCACACUAGGACGGUUAGUGCUGUUACUGUGGCUGUUCGUAGUAUUGAUAAUAAACUCGAGCUACACAGCUAGUUUGACAUCAAUCCUCACAGUACAGCAGCUCUCCUCGAGAAUUCAAGGAAUCGACACUUUGAGAUCGAGUUCCGAUCCAAUAGGGAUACAGGACGGUUCUUUCGCUUAUAAUUAUCUGAUAAACGAGAUGAGCAUAGCCGAGUCCAGGCUUCGUGUGUUGAAAUCACAAGACGAAUAUGUCAGAGCCCUUCAGCUGGGCCCCGCCGCCGGUGGUGUUGCCGCCAUUGUCGACGAGCUUCCGUAUGUCGAGCUUUUCUUGUCCAACACAAAGUGCCAGUUUAGUACCGUCGGAAGGGUGUUCACUAAGAGUGGAUGGGGAUUUGCAUUUCAACGGGACUCGCCGUUAGCGGUAGAUUUAUCGACGGCAAUCCUUCAACUAUCGGAAAACGGAGAGCUGCAAAGGAUAAACGACAAAUGGCUUUCUCGGGAGGCGUGCACGGGCCAAACAAACCCCGUCGACGACAGCCGACUUUCAUUAAAGAGCUUUUGGGGACUAUUCCUCAUAUGCGGCAUUGUGUGCUUCAUAGCAUUGACCGUGUUCUUCUGUAGGAUUUGCUGGCAGUACAGCAGGUACCGUACACCAGACGAAGAAGUGAAGGAAGAAGAGCGCUGCCAGGUGGACGGCGUUGAGGAAUCUGGGCGACCCGCGGGUCGUCCUAGCAGGCUCUCCGGAAGGAUGCCGAGCUUUAAGAACUUGAUUGAUUUUGUAGAUAAGAAAGAAGCAGAGAUAAAGGAAAUACUUAUGAGGAAGGAAAUACCUAAGAGGCAUCAUGGAUCUUCUCAUUCUCAAGGGCAGACCAUUUAGAAUUCUUCUUCUCCACUUCUACCAAUGUACAUUGUCAAUACUAUAUACAUAAAUUCCUUACAAAUAGUCAUGUGUUGUACAACUAGGAAGAUGUUUUUUCAGACACAAUAAGAAAUAAAAUAAAGAUGUUUUCAAUAGUUUUAUUUUUCUUGAUCUUUUUUUUUUUUGGAACUUGUAAAACUCAUGUAUUUGUGCAAAUGUAGAAAUAUCAUGGACUAUGUGUUAGACAA